This is a messenger RNA of Durio zibethinus, 2438 nucleotides long. Its product is annotated as L-ascorbate oxidase-like. Gene Ontology annotation, cellular component: extracellular region. Gene Ontology annotation, molecular function: copper ion binding; oxidoreductase activity. The record is from RefSeq and is a predicted model, not a curated record. NCBI's taxonomy places the organism in Eukaryota, Viridiplantae, Streptophyta, Magnoliopsida, Malvales, Malvaceae.
CAUGCCAAAGUCUUUUCUUUGCGUAGGAAGGUUGAUUGGAGCAAAGUGAAAACUAACAACGACCCAAUAUUUUGUUGACUGAGCUUAGUUUUGGCCUUUGGGUGAUUUCGUGAAAGUUGAAACUAUAACGUUUAGCGAUAUGGUUUUGCUUUCAGAAAGCAUAAUUCGAGUAAUCUUGCUUCUCUGUUUGUUAGGAAUUAUAGCUCUAUUAAAUGGUUCGGGUGUUGAGGCUAGGAUUCGCUGGUAUAAAUGGGAAGUGAAGUACGAGUACAGGUCCCCUGACUGUGUAAAGAAACGGGUUAUAACCAUCAAUGGCCAAACUCCAGGUCCUACAAUCAGGGCGCAGCUAAAUGAUACUGUCAUUGUUGAGCUCACAAACAGUUUGUUAACGGAAAAUGUUGCAAUUCAUUGGCAUGGAAUUCGACAGAUUGGAACGCCCUGGUUUAAUGGAACUGAAGGAGUAACCCAGUUUCCAAUUUUGCCAGGAACCACUUUCAGGUAUCAGUUUGUUGUCGACAGACCGGGAACAUACUUGUAUCAUGCACAUUCUGGAAUGCAAAGAGAAGCUGGGCUAUAUGGAUCAAUCAACGUGGCACUUCCUGAUGGACAGUCUGAACCUUUUACCUGUGAUUAUGAUCGGAACAUCAUCCUCGACGAUUGGUACCAUAAAAGCACUUAUGAACAAGCUUUUGGCUUGUCUUCUAUUCCCUUCGAAUGGGUUGGAGAGCCUCAGUCACUUUUGAUCCAUGAAAGAGGAAAGUUCAACUGCUCUAGUUUAACUAUUCCAGCUUUAGACACUGCUAUAGAGCGCCAUUACACCUGGGAGGUGACUUACCAGUACAAGUCUCUUGAUUGCUACAAGAAACUAGCUAUUGCCAUUAAUGGGUCGACGCCAGGGCCAACUAUCUCUGCAGUGCAGGGAGAUACAAUCGUUGUCGACGUUAUCAAUAAUCUGCUGAUGGAAAAUGUCGCAAUCCAUUGGCAUGGAAUCCGGCAGCGUGGAACACCUUGGAGUGAUGGAACAGAUGGUGUUACUCAGUGUGCAAUCAUGCCAGGGGAGACCUAUAGAUAUACAUUUGUGGUUGACAGGGCGGGGACAUAUAUGUACCAUUCACAUUAUGGAAUGCAAAGAGAAGCUGGGUUAUAUGGAAUGAUUAAUGUUUCACUGCCAGUUGGGGACCCAAAGCCCUUCGACUAUGAUCUCGAUCGAGGGAUUAUUCUCAGCGAUUGGUACCAUAGAACAGCUUAUGAGCAAUCAACUAGCUUGUCUUCCAUACCUUAUGAAUGGAUUGGCGAGCCUCAGUCACUAUUGAUAAAUGGAAGAGGGAAUUUCAGUUGUUCUGGCUUAGCACCUAGUGUUUGUAAUUCGACAAAUCCUCAAUGCUCUCCAUUCACACUGACUGUAAUUUCUGGCAAAACGUAUCGACUAAGGCUUGCUAGCUUGACAUCUUUAUCAUCUCUCAGCUUUCAAAUUGAGGACCAUGAGAUGACAGUUGUUGAAGCAGAUGGGCAAUACGUCGAGCCUUUCGUCACUAAGAACUUGUUUAUUUACUCCGGAGAGACAUAUUCUGUCCUAGUAACAGCAAAUCAAGAUCCAUCCAGGAAUUACUGGAUCAGCAUAAAUGUAGUUGGUCGAAAACCUAAAACCCCAAAUGGCUUAGCCAUUUUCAAUUACAAUCCUGACCAUUUUCUUAUUCCCCCAACAAAUCCACCAUCAGGACCAAUUUGGAAUGACACACACUUGCGAAUCAAUCAAAGUUUGACCAUUAAGGCUCGCCAAGGAUUCAUUGUGAACCCUCCCAAAAAACCAGACAGAAUCAUUGUACUCCUCAACACACAAAACAAAAUAAAUGGUUACAUCCGUUGGUCCUUAAACAAUGUCUCACAUUCCUUUCCUACUACCCCUUACCUUAUUGCCUUGAAGGAAAACAUGACCGAUAUUUUUGAUCCAACCUCACCACCUGAAGAUUAUGACUCUGCAAAUUUUGACAUAUACAGUGUUGCAAACAACACAAAUGCUAAUUCUAGCACGUCCAUUUACAGGCUGCAAUUCAACUCAACAGUGGAUAUUAUAUUGCAAAAUGCAAAUACUAUGAGAGCAAAUGUUAGUGAGACACAUCCCUGGCAUCUACAUGGGCAUGAUUUUUGGGUCCUAGGCUAUGGGGAAGGGAAAUUCAACUUGUCCAGGGACACUGACAAGUACAAUUUGGUUGAUCCAAUUAUGAAGAAUACAGUACCUCUUCAUCCUUAUGGAUGGACUGCCUUGAGGUUUCAAGCAGAUAAUCCAGGUGUAUGGCUUUUUCAUUGCCACAUUGAAGCCCAUCUCUUCCUUGGGAUGUUAGUGGUUUUUGAAUCUGGAAUGGAACGGGUGGAAAAUAUACCUAAGGCCAAUUAUGGUUGUGGUAAAACCAAAGACUUGUUUAAGCCAUAGUUUGAUA